UUGGAUGGGGAAGGACCUUAAAGCCACGGGCCUUUUCAGGAACGGCAGAUCGCUGUAUUGAAAAUACAUUUCCGCUCCCGCGCGGGUCUCCGGCGGCUGCAACAGGGACGUGCCCUGGACGUGCUGGGCUUUGCAAGAGGCUGUUUGGAAAGGGUUGGCGGGUGGAUAAAAGAGAGCGCGUGCCCCCCCCCCUCCCCGUCCCGCCUUUUAUCAGCUCUGAUGUGGGGCAGCCUCAGGCACUUCGCGGGCGGGACAGCACGACCGGCGCGCUCAGCCCUGCGAUCGGAGGCCUGCCCCUGCGGCGGCGCAAGGGCCAUUUUCAGAAGCUGCAGGCGGGCAGCCGCUGGCGAACGGCUCAAGAGUCUGCCCCGGGAGCAAGGUAGCCAAUGGGGAAAGGACAGAGGAGAGGCGGCCUCAGCAGCGGGCCAAUCACAGGCGCCCAAGUGUCUCAAUUGCGCUCGAACGCUCUUGCCAAGGCUGCGGCGCAGCGCGCUCCGCUGUGGGCGAAGGGGCGCAGGGCAGCGCAGCGCAGCCGGUGGCCGCCGCCCGAGCACCUCGGAGCUUUACGGCUGUAGCAUUCGCUGUCUCUGUCUGCAGCCGCUGUGCGACUGCCCCAGCCGUCAGGUGGCCUUCCGGCCACUGGCUCCUGUCCUGCUGGGGCACCACAUGCCCUCCCCCGAAUGCAGCGCGGGGCACCCCUGCCCAGCCUGCACCAAGCUCUUGUGAACGGACGGAGCCUUCCCUGUCCAGCCCCAGCCGGGCUCCGAGCACUGCAUGCGCACGGGCGACAGUCCCAAGGAAAGAAAAUCCAGAAACCCCCUCUUCUAGAUCCGUCUAUAAGAGCCAUAGUGAUUCCAAAGAAUAAGUUUGUCCUGGUGAAAUUUGACACCCAGUAUCCUUAUGGUGAGAAGCAAGAUGAAUUCAAAAAGCUGGCAGAAAGCUCAGCUUCCAGCGAAGAUCUGCUCAUAGCUGAAGUGGGAAUAUCAGAUUAUGGUGAUAAACUGAACACAGAGUUGGGUGAGAAAUACAAGCUGGAUAAGGACAGCUAUCCUAUUUUUUACUUGUUCCAGGAUGGGGACUUCGACAAUCCCGUACCUUACAGUGGCCAAAUAAAAGCCAGUGCUAUUCAGCGUUGGCUGAAGAGUAAAGGCAUCUAUCUGGGAAUGCCAGGCUGCCUACAAGAAUAUGACAUCCUGGCAAGCAAAUUUCUGAGCACCACUAAAGAGUUAGAGCGUCAAGCUCUUCUCAAACAGGGGCAGGAAAGUUUAGCAAAAGCCAAGGAAACGGAGAAGAAACGGGCUGAGCAGUACUUGAAAAUCAUGAGUAAAAUCCUGGAGCAAGGAGAGGAGUUUGCUGCUAAUGAAGUUGUCCGGAUCACAAAACUGCUUGAGAAGAACAAAAUGAGUGAUGGGAAGAAGGAGGAGCUCCAGAAAAGCCUAAACAUCCUCGCCUCUUUUCAAAAGAAGAAUAGUGAAAAAGAAGAGCUUUAACAGACUGGAGAACUUUGUACAAGCUGUGAUAUUCUGGCACACGGUCCCAUCCAAUUCUCCUUAUGCAAGCAAACUUUCCUUUGACCUCCAGGGAGCAGCAGAAUUCCUUCUAGUGUGCUUGGUGCUUUAGAAAACUCAGAGAAAGGCAUGUCGCCUUUGAAAAAUGACAGUAUUCUGUAGUAGGAAUUCAAACAAUCACCUCUUAAAGUGAAACUGAUGUGUAUUAGUUGAUAAAUACUAUUGCACAUAAAAAUACAUUAAAAACAGACUUCAGGUUGCAAAGUCAAGCACUCAAAAAUUUAGGAAAUAAUAUAAUUAAGCUUGCCUCUGCAGAACUAUCCCUCCACUGCACUGAAUGGGGGAUAGGAGUCCUGUGGAAAAAAAUAUGUGAUCAUGUAAUUAAAGACUAUCAUAAUGCACAUGCACAAUGGGGCUGAAUUGAGGUUGUACAGGAAACCUUAAUGUUGGUGUUUCCUAACUUUUGAGUAUUUGGCUUUGCAAUCGUAAUCUUUUAAUGUA
Messenger RNA from Dermochelys coriacea (leatherback sea turtle), 2009 nucleotides. It is a transcript of the gene ERP29, whose product is annotated as endoplasmic reticulum protein 29. Gene Ontology annotation, cellular component: endoplasmic reticulum lumen; endoplasmic reticulum. The record is from RefSeq and is a predicted model, not a curated record. Bases 681 to 1490 code for a protein of 269 amino acids. The transcript is spliced from 3 exons. Lineage: Eukaryota; Metazoa; Chordata; Testudines; Dermochelyidae. Gene Ontology annotation, biological process: protein secretion.